Oxyura jamaicensis (ruddy duck) is the source of this 2042-nucleotide messenger RNA. Its product is annotated as adropin-like. The coding region runs from base 420 to 605 and encodes 61 amino acids. NCBI's taxonomy places the organism in Eukaryota, Metazoa, Chordata, Aves, Anseriformes, Anatidae. The record is from RefSeq and is a predicted model, not a curated record. The transcript is spliced from 2 exons.
UAGCGGCAGCGCGCGGGGCUGCGGCGCCUCCGUGCGGCUCCGCGCCGGCACCGGAACCCCCGGACCUGGGCACCCCCGGUCCCAGAAGUGCCGCCCUCGGGGCCCUGGCGGUUCGCGGGGCGGAGCGGAGCGGAGGCAGGUACACGAGGGAGAAGAUACGGCCUCGUAGCACUGCCAAAGAGGAAGCCUUGGCAAAAGCUCCGAGCCUUCCCUGGUGAAGCCGAGGUCACGGCUCCCGGAGGCCCAGCCGUGUCAGGGGUGACGCUGUCCUGCUGCCUGCCUGACCCCUGGGCUGUCCUGCUGCCAGCACCGCAGCUGUCCCCUCUGUCCCCCACCAAUGCCCCUGGGCGGAGUCUGUGCCGGAGUCCCAAGCGCGGGGCCGAGCUGGGGGUCCCGCUUUUCCCCACAGGGCAGCAGCGAUGGGGGUGGCUUUCUCCACUGGAGCAGUCAUUGCGAUUUCUUUCAACUGCAUCAUUGCAUUACUCAUCCUCAUCCUCUUCCUCAUUCUCUGCAAGGCCUGCAGGACCCCGUCGUGCCCCAAGAAGGGCCCCUCCUCUGAUGCAGAUGAGGCAAGGAACGAGGAGAAGUACCUGCUGCAGCCCUGAGCUGUGCAGGCAGGCGGUGCUGGGGGGCUCGGGGACGUGGGCACCUGGCUGUGCUGAAGGAGCUGCGCUUACCUGGACAUAGUGUCCAUGCUGAGAUGGUGGUGCUGGCCAAGCAGGAUGGGAGCAGAGGGGACACUGAGCUGUUUGCAGGGGCAUGAUGCGGGGCAGAGCCCUUCACCUUUGUGGUCCUGGUGCAUGGAUGCCCUGCGGAUGCCUGUGGUGACUGCGAGGAUGGAGACAGCAGCUGGGGACAUGCUGCGGGGACAUGCUUGGUCCCUGCAGCCAGCAAGCAUGGCGGGAGCCAUGCCCUUGAGCACACCCCAUAUUCAGGGCCGGCCUGUGGGCUCCUCUGUGGUGCUGGUGGUCCAGGUUUGGGGACACACUCUGCCCUUCCCUUGGGGACAGUGGCAUGUGGAGGUUCGGCCACCAGCUCCUCAUUGCAUCGCAGACCUGAAUGGGGCUGGCUGGGGGCUCAGAGAGGGGAGGUGAUGGGGCCAGCACCAGUGAGCUGGCUGCCUGCUGUGGCACCAUGCCUGGGGGGACCCCAGCAGCCCUGGCCCUGCAGCUGCAGGGGUGUUACUGGUGUGGCCCUGGGGUGCAGGAGGGCAGCUAGCACCCACCUACCCCAGCAGCUAGCUGGGUUUGGUGAGCCAUGGGGGUGCAGAGGGAUGCUUGGGCUGUCCGUUUGUUCCCCGUCUGUCUGUUAGUCCCCUCCAGAGUUAGCACUGACACUGCCAGAUGAACACUCUCCUUGCCCUCCUUGCUGGGCGCCUAUCCCUGCCUGCCCUACACCUUCCCAGACACCAGCAAAGGCCAGCCAGCCUGUAGGCAGGGGACAUGUCUCCGUCCCUGGUGCUGUUCCCUGUGAGAGCAGCCUGGAGUGGUGUUUUGCAGGGGGAUCAGGGCUGUCCAAGUGCCCUUUGCAGUGACAGGCACCUCCUGGUGUGCUGCCUCAGUUGGGGACCUGCAUGUGCCAGUGGCACCUCCCUGUGUCCCACUGCUGCCUGCCUGAGCCCCCACAGAGUAUUUCAGAGUUGGAGUGCCCAGCCAAAUGGCACUGAAGGGUCUUCCAGCUCUGAUGCUUGGGGACAGGGGGUCAGCCUGGCCCCACUUCUCAAGGGCCAUGGUGGCUCUGUAGUGAGGAAUGCUUGGUCUGGUUUGUCCCCAAGCCUGACAGCUGCUUCCUCUAUCCUGCCUGUGGGUUUUGGAGUAGCUCCUAGAGUGGAGCAAUAGGCAGCAAUAGCCCCGGGGCACCUGGUCCCUGCUGGCACAGCCGCUGCAUUAAGGGGCUGGAGAGGUGGGCUGUGCCAGGGGGACACGAGCUGGGGUCUUCGCGCAGGCCUACCGAAGCCCCUGGUUCCUUCCCGUGUCAGGUGUAGCUAACAUCCCUUUGCAGUCGUGUUUUUACUAAACUAAUAAACCAGUCGUAGGAUCCAG